Messenger RNA from Aspergillus calidoustus, 1013 nucleotides. NCBI's taxonomy places the organism in Eukaryota, Fungi, Ascomycota, Eurotiomycetes, Eurotiales, Aspergillaceae. The record is from the annotation of a GenBank genome assembly.
UCCCCGGGCAAGAGGAUUCUUUGUUUCUUUCCUCCCACCAGCGGCGCCUCUCGCCAGAGGCUGCCUGCGCGCUCUUUACCACCACCAACUGCUGCUCAACCUGUUCUUUCAUUCUUGCUUUGGUCUUGUCACUCUUUCUCCCCUUCAAUUCCUUUAUCUCAUUCGAAAGGAAGCCGGCUCAUCGGGCUAAGAGACUCGGGCCUCAGUAGCCCUACUAUCACCGCCUCCACCCAGGAUACCGAAUUCGAAUCACAGCUUCGUUAGCAGUCAUCCAAACGAACAUCAUCAUCAGCCGUUACUCGACUGCAUUAACCCUGCGUGGUUAGUCAUUGGGCAUCGUGGACCCGACUGCGGAUCUCCAGCAUCUUUUCGAUCUCUACAAACCUCCUCUCUCCCUCCGUAUCCAAGGGGUCAUUCCUUAUCGCAAUCAUCUAUCUCAGCGAAUGGAACUUCGCUACCUAGACUUGGAGACGAUGGCGAAGAUCCUCUUUUCUCUUCUCCGACAGAUCUCGAAUUACCCCCGCAGCCUGGACCCUUACGCCCUUUCCCGUGCGAUGCGUGUGAGCUCACCUUCUCCAAGCGCCAUGAGCUCAACCGGCACAAGAAGAGCCACGACAAGCCUUUCAAGUGCACGAUCGACGGCUGCCCAGCAGCAUUUGGGCUCCGCAAAGAUCUCACACGGCAUUGCAAUACCAUGCACGCGGACAAGCUCGAAGAGCCUACGCUCUACUUUUGUCAUGUUCAUGGUUGCAAGUUCGGCGUCCAGGCUGGACGCGGGUUCCCCAGGAAGGACAAUCGCGAUAGGCAUCUUGCGAGCCAUGCGCGGAAGGGUGAGCUUUAAAUCACAUAGUAUCAUGUCAGCUAUACAUUCCUUAGCAAUAUCAAACUCGCAUAUACACACGCCCUGCCACCACCCCCCCGCCCAUGGUGGGAGUUUGUAAAAAUACGCUGUGAGCUACUGAUCGUCUAGCGAUAUGGAGUAGGACUGCUCAGGGGCAUCCGUUUGAUCCAUC